This is a messenger RNA of Planococcus citri (citrus mealybug), 807 nucleotides long. RefSeq lists its product as uncharacterized. Gene Ontology annotation, molecular function: odorant binding. The coding region runs from base 152 to 676 and encodes 174 amino acids. The record is from RefSeq and is a predicted model, not a curated record. The transcript has 5 exons. NCBI's taxonomy places the organism in Eukaryota, Metazoa, Arthropoda, Insecta, Hemiptera, Pseudococcidae.
UCCACACACAACUUCACUUCUAAUUUUCAACCCAAGCGGUAGGUAGCUAUUUAAGAAUCGCCACUUAUCACUCGAUGAGACAGCCGCAAACGUUUAUUCUCAUUUUAAAUUAAGAACUAACACCCGCGUGAAUAAAAUUAAAAUCAUCACAAUGGGUUUAAUUAAUACUCAGUUUACUGUAUUCGCAUUGAUUUUACCUUUUCUUUUGAAUGUAUGCUACACCUCCGCAAAAAAACACCAUCACUCCGACUCAGGUGAUAUAAUGGAGCCCAUGAUGAUGUCACGUUCAUCAGAGCCGAUGCAACCGUUAAAUAAGUCAUCUAUGAGUGCAAUGAUGGGCGAUGGAGUUUACCCAAGUCGCGGAUUCAUACGUAAAUGCCACAAUACGCUAACUCGCAAUCGAGUUAACCAAAAUCCCGAAAGUGAAGAGUGCUUGCUAUUUUGUGGCUAUAUGGAUAUCGGAAUGUUGAAUCAUAAUGCGGAUGUGCUAAAGUCGUACCUGACGUAUAGAAUACCUGAACGAAAUUAUAAAAGAUCCAUGGAUAGCAUUGGCAGAUGUUUACAGAAAAAAGGAGCAAGCCGAAUGGUUUGUACCAAAGCGACGAAAAAUGCAUGGUGCGUUUGUCAGCAUGUUGCCAAGUGCGAAAUCGUAUGGGAAUUGGAGGAUGUCGUGUGAUCACUGGAUUCUUAAUGUAUGCAGUAGGUGUAAUUGUUUGAUGGCCUGAAACGCGAAUUUCAAUACGUAUUACAGUCGUUGUAUGAUAGCACUGAAAUUAUUUCAAAUUUUAAUAAAAAUGUGCACACGUA